GAUGUAUCCUGAGUAAUUAAAUGGUCGUACGAAGGUAUAUUUCAAAUGUUAUAUGCUUCAUGUCUUCAUCUCACGUUCAUGUCAGAGUCCAUAUGGUAGAAAUCACUCGAGAGUUUUAUGAUUGCAGGUUCGGUUAUCGUUGUGUUUGUAUAGGAGAUUAUUUUACAAACAUCGCCUGACCUUCACUGAUAUCUGGUUUAGAAUUAACUGGGGUUACAAAUCCACUGAUUUAAUUACUGAAGGAACCAAGAUUUCACGUUGAAUUCAACGUAUUGACGUAAGCCAUCUCGGAAAGCGUAGUUAUCCAACAUUCUGGCGUCAUAAUCCCAUACUUUUCGACUAAUUUGAAGAAUAAUUCACCAAUUAUGUUUAAUAACCGUCAGAAUUAUUCGGCAAUUGGUAAAGAAAGAAAGCAAAAAACGAUUUUCGAAAUUAGGCCCUACCCCUACCACUACAUAAAAAUGUAAAUAUGUCGAUAUAGGUAUAGUUCGACGGAUAUUUAAAAAUUCAGUACAUGGAAUAUUGUAAUCACCCCAAUAGUAAAGUGUAGGUCAACGCAUAACAUGAUCCUUAAUUACCAAAUACUUUUUCAAUUACGUUUUGGAUUUGGUUCUCGUCGAUUUACCUCUGGCAGACCGACGUGGUCGACUGUACGUAAGACUUUCGCUGAAACACGACUAACAUGGGUAGUUUUAGUCUUAUCUUGCGAUAAACUCGAGCGUGCGUUGUUCUAUCUUAGCGAUUAACUAGUUUUUUUUUUCAAUGGUACCGAACAUUACUGUUCAUUACUGUCGUCUGCGUGUCUAAUAAUUCACGAUGAUUCGUAAUAUUUUAUCGUCGUCUAAAUCGUGCGUGUUAGUAAUUUCAAAAUGUUAUUCGACCAAAUCUGCGGAUGGACCUUUGAAAGGUAUCAAGGUAUUGGACUUGUCGAGAAUAAUAGCCGGACCUAUGUGCACUUUGAUGCUAGCAGAUCUCGGAGCUGAUGUAUACAAAGUGGAGAACCCAGGUCGAGGGGACGAUUCCAGACGUUGGCCCCCUAUAUUCAAAGAUGGUCAAAGUAGUAGUACAUUUAUCGCGUUGAAUCGCAAUAAGAAGAGCAUUUGCGUUGAUUUCAAGACGAAAGAUGGUCAAGAAUUGCUGAAGAAGAUGGCUGAAAAAUGCGACGUUCUUGUAGAAAAUUACGUUCCAGGAGUGUUGAAGAAAUAUUCUUUAGACUACGAUUCCUUGAAGGAGGUCGCACCUCAUCUAGUUUACUGUUCCUUGACUGGUUUCGGUUCCAAAGGACCGUAUGCCAAUAAACCAGGCGUCGAUUUAAUAGCUGCCUCGUUAUCCGGUAACUUAUACAUCACCGGACCCGAAGAUGGAGAACCUUGCAGAUCAGGCACAUCGACAAUAGAUAUUAUGACCGGUUUACGUGCCAAUGCGGCCAUCAUAGCUGCUCUUUAUGAUAAGGCUAAAACUGGUAGAGGACGUAAAAUUGACGCUGAUUUGUUCUCAACUGCAGUAGUCUCGCUGAAGAAUUACGCCGUCUCUUAUUUAAAUAUGAAUAUCGAUUGUAAAAGACUCGGAACUGAGCAUAGCUACGUUGUACCCUACAAAUGCUUCAAGUCUAAGGACAGUUACAUUACUGUUGGAGCCAUUAACGAUCCUCAAUUUAAAAUUCUUGCUGAGAUAGUCGGUAGGCCGGAAUUGGCUCAAGAUGAAAAAUUUGCAACAGCUACGGCCAGAUCCAAGAAUAGAAAAGUGUUGACGUCUCUUUUUUGCGAUAUUUUUGUUACAAAAACUACCAAGGAAUGGUGUGCUUUGUUGGCCGGUACGCCUUUGCCUCAUGCUCCUCUGAACGGAAUCAAAGAGGUAUUUGAAGAUCCUCACUUGAAAGCCAUUGAACUAGUUAAAGAAAUCGAUCACCCUACUUUGGGAAAAAUCAAAGUCUUAGACUCUCCAGUCAAAUUCAGUGACUACGAAAGCAUCCCUAAACCGUCCCCUCUUUUGGGGCAAGAUACUGACGAAAUAUUGAAAAAUGUGUUGGGCUUCGAUGAUGAAAAAAUCCAGCAAUUGAAAACUGAUAAAAUAGUUGAAUAAGUGUAUUAUUUAUGAGUAAUGGUGAACGGGUUUUAUGUCAUAAACUUUGAUGUAUAUUUUUAGAAUAAAUAAUUUUGUACAGUU
Messenger RNA from Planococcus citri (citrus mealybug), 2166 nucleotides. RefSeq names its product succinate--hydroxymethylglutarate CoA-transferase. The transcript has 2 exons. Gene Ontology annotation, molecular function: catalytic activity. The coding region runs from base 817 to 2082 and encodes 421 amino acids. The record is from RefSeq and is a predicted model, not a curated record. Lineage: Eukaryota; Metazoa; Arthropoda; Insecta; Hemiptera; Pseudococcidae.